Silurus meridionalis is the source of this 3859-nucleotide messenger RNA. It is a transcript of the gene arsib, whose product is annotated as arylsulfatase family, member Ib. The transcript is spliced from 2 exons. The coding region runs from base 455 to 2158 and encodes 567 amino acids. The record is from RefSeq and is a predicted model, not a curated record. NCBI's taxonomy places the organism in Eukaryota, Metazoa, Chordata, Actinopteri, Siluriformes, Siluridae.
GUGUGUGUGUGUGUGUGUGUGUGUGUGUGUGUGUGUGUGUGUGUGCAUAUGUGUGUUCAGCCCUGCGUGUACGUUUGCUCGGGUUCCUCAGGAGAAACAAGGCACGACUCUGCAGCUCAGGAUUGAACCACUUUCACACAGCAGCAGCAGCCUGGAGCUGAGAUUAAACCUCACCACCUUCUGGUCAGCAGAAUGAACGCUGGACCAUCGAGUUAGCACAUGGAUGUCUGGAAGAGGGUUUUAGUGGACUAGAAGGACCCUGGAUUAAACUGCCGGGUUCUUCAUGAACCUCCACGAGACGUCAUGAGAAGGAAAGCAGUGAAUUAUAGAGGACAGAGAGAAGAUCUAAAGUUCAGUGUUCCUCAGUGAACUUUCUCAUCUCUAAAAACGUGUGUGAGAUCCAUCACGCUCCACCCAGGGCCCUGUCACGCCCCCCUCAGGCCCUCUGGCAACCAUGAUGUCUCUGUGGGUUCUGUGUGUUUUGUUGGAUCUGGGUGGAGCUCUGUGGGACUGGAUGAAACCCAAUCAGGUGGAGAAUGAUUUAGAUCGUUUUGGUGGUGUGUAUAAACCAAGACCUCCUCCUCACAUCAUCUUUAUCCUGACCGAUGAUCAGGGUUUUAACGAUAUCGGCUACCACAGCGCUGAGCUCCACACUCCGACCCUGGACAAGCUGGCGGCUGAAGGAGUGCGACUAGAGAAUUAUUACGUUCAGCCGCUGUGCACGCCGUCACGCAGUCAGCUAAUCACCGGCAGGUAUCAGAUCCACACGGGUCUCCAGCACUCCAUUAUCCGUCCUCGCCAGCCAAGUUGCCUUCCUCUAAACCUGUCCACACUCCCGCAGCAUCUUCAGGAUGCUGGUUACUCCACCCACAUGGUUGGAAAAUGGCACCUGGGCUUCUACCGUAAACGCUGCCUCCCCACACGCCGCGGCUUUCACACCUUCUUCGGUUCUCUGACGGGAAGUGUUGACUAUUACACCUUCGACUCCUGCGACGGGAAAACUCUGUGCGGCUUCGACCUGCACGAUGGCGACUCGCUAGCAUGGAACAAAGCGGGAAAAUACUCCACUCUCAUGUACACUCAGAGAGUACGCAAAAUUUUAGCGACGCACGAUCCGUCUCAGCCGAUCUUCAUCUUCCUGUCCCUUCAGGCGGCUCAUGCUCCUUUAAAACCGCCCAAAUCCUAUAUUUAUCCAUAUCGCAGCAUGGGGAACGUCCCACGCAGGAAAUACGCGGCCACCAUCUCCAUCGUGGAUGAGGCGGUGCACAACAUCACCUAUGCGCUACGCAAAUAUGGAUACUAUCGGAACUCCAUCAUUAUUUUCUCCACUGAUAACGGAGCACAGCCGUUCACCGGAGGGAGCAACUGGCCCUUACGAGGGCGCAAGGGGACUUACUGGGAGGGUGGAAUCAGAGCACUGGGGUUCGUGCACAGUCCACUAAUACGCUACAAGCGUAGAAUUAGCAAAGCGCUAAUUCACAUCACGGACUGGUUCCCGACUCUCGUACGUCUGGCAGGAGGAAACAUUUCCCAGAAUGAGAAGUUAGAUGGUUAUGAUGUUUGGUCAGUCAUUAGUGAGAAUAAAACUUCUCCCAGGUUUGAGAUCUUACAUAACAUUGACCCUCUGAAUCGGCGAGGGUUGGGGUCACUGCGGGAAGGCAAGGGAUUGUGGGAUACGGCAGUCCAAGCAGCGAUAAGAGUGGGAGAUUGGAAACUUCUGACCGGAGAUCCUGGUCACGGCGACUGGAUCCCUCCUCAGGUGUUGAGCAGUUUCCCGAGCGGAUGGUGGAACCUGGAACGAGGAAACGUGGACAAGGAGAAGAAGUCGAUUUGGCUCUUUAACAUCACUGCAGAUCCAUGCGAGAGAAACGACCUGGCAGAGAAGCGACCAGAUGUAGUGAAGAAGCUCCUGCAGCGCCUAGCUUUCUACAACAGCACUGCCACAGCGGUCCAGUACCCCCCGGACGACCCGCGUGCCAACCCGCUGAACCACGGCAGAGCCUGGAGACCCUGGGUGAUGGACGAGGAGAACGAGGUAAACUGGGAUGGAGUCUAUUACAAACGAGGAAGGAACCGCAAGAGGAAGAAGUGCAGGUUCUGCAAAAUCCAAUCAUUCUUCAAGAAACUCAACAGAAAGAUUCUGGGCAGUAAAAUAUAAUGAAUCUUCUACCCGAGGACUUACACUCCUCCACACACUGUUUAUAAAAGUGAGAAGAAGAAGCACAGGUCUUUAUCACAGACCAGAAACAGCAUUCAUUUUAAAUUCAUAUAGACUCAGGUUUUAAAGGUUUUGGAUCAUAAAUCUGUUGUGUGUAGAUGCUCCUUUCAAACUACUGUUUCCUCAAGAGCUUCUACAAGAAACUGUUUCUGAAAUCCUCGUUAUGGAGUUAAUGGCCUUCAGACAUCAGCAUGAAAUGUCAAUUUGUUCAUGAUGAAUCCUGAAGAAAGAUGAGUGCAACUCCUGCCAAAUACAUACCAGAAUGUUCAUCUUUUCAUCCUUUUAGCUUUAAAUCAUAAAGUGGGGUUUCUCUUUCAGUGGGCGUGUCAUUUCGCUUUCAGUGGGCGUGUCGAUUUCUUUCAGUGGGCGUGUUGUUUCUCUAUCAGUGGGUGUGUCGUUUUGUUUUUAUUGGGGUUGUCGUAUCUUUCAGUGGGCGUGUCAUUUCUCUUUCAGUGGGCGUGUUGUUUCUCUUUCAGUGGGUGUUGUUUCUCUUUCAGUGGGCGUGUCAUUUCUCUUUCAGUGGGCGUGUUGUUUCUCUUUCAGUGGGCGUGUUGUUUCUCUUUCAGUGGGUGUGUCGUAUCUCUUUCAGUGGGUGUGUUGUUUCUCUUUCAGUGGGCGUGUCGUUUCUCUUUUAGUGGGCGUGUCAUUUCUCUUUCAGUGGGUGUGUCGUUUUCUUUCAGUGGGCGUGUUGUGUCUCUGUCAGUGGGCGUGUCGUUUGUCUUUCAGUGGGCGUGUUGUUUCUCUUUCAGUGGGCGUGUAAUUUUUCUUUCAGUGGGCGUGUCGUUUUUCUUUCAGUGGGCGUGUCGUUUCUCUUUCAGUGCCGUUUUUCUUUCAGUGGGCGUGUCGUUUUUCUUUCAGUGGGCGUGUCGUUUUCUUUCAGUGGGCGUGUCGUUGUCCUUUCAGUGGGUGUGUCGUUUCUCUUUCAGUGUGCGUGUCGCUUUCCUUUCAGUGGGCGUGUCGCUUCUCUUUCAGUGGGUGUGUCGCUUCUCUUUCAGUGUGCGUGUCGCUUUCCUUUCAGUGGGCGUGUCGUUUCUCUUUCAGUGGGUGUGUCGUUUCUCUUUCAGUGAGCGUGUCAUUUCUCUUUCAGUGGGCGUGUCGUUUUCCUUUCAGUGGGUGUGUCGUUUCUCUUUCAGUGGGCGUGUCGUUUCUCUUUCAGUGAGCGUCUCAUUUCUCUUUCAGUGGGCGUGUUGUUUCUCUUUCAGUGGGCGUGUCGUUUUCCUUUCAGUGGGCGUGUCGUUUCUCUUUACACACUGAAGCUUCUGAUUGUGAAGAAAUUAGUCUUGUUAGUGAGGAAACUGAACCACAGUGAAUCUUUAUCAUUAUUUAUAUCAGAUUCAGCGCUCUGUAAUCCUGACCUCCAUCACAGCAGGGUUUCUGUCUGAAACUCAUCACGCAGAGACCCAACAGCUCCAGACCUGAGGAGCAUUUCACUCCAGACAACCACCAUGAAAACGAUGAUGAAGACGAUGAUGUACCUGUGACAUCUGAACAUCUGUUUAUUAUCUGGUGAUUUUCUUUUUAUUUUAAUUGCUUUAUAUCAACUUCUGUAAACAAAAGGAAAGAAGUUUUGUUCGAUAAAUUACGAAAAUAAGUCCAGUAUCGACACGUUACUGAAUAAAAAACACAGAAACAGAAACUUAA